AUGGGCUCAAAUGUCUUUCUUACCUCCAACGACGACGUUACCAAAGACCCUACUUGGAUAAAAGGCGUCAAACCAGACGGCCAAGGGAGGACGGGGAAUGCAGUCACUGCUGCUGUCAUUGUCGUGGACAAGGAAGAGGGCGCCGUGGAUGCGUUUUACAUGUACUUCUACGCCUACAACUAUGGUGGCGAAGUGCUUGGAUGGUCGGAAUUGAAUUUUGGUAUGUCCUCUCGGACCCUUCUCUUCCUCAUCUCCAACUCACAAACACGGCCACGGCCACGCUGA
Plenodomus lingam JN3 is the source of this 285-nucleotide messenger RNA. Lineage: Eukaryota; Fungi; Ascomycota; Dothideomycetes; Pleosporales; Leptosphaeriaceae. The record is from RefSeq and is a predicted model, not a curated record.